Boleophthalmus pectinirostris (great blue-spotted mudskipper) is the source of this 888-nucleotide messenger RNA. RefSeq names its product transcription factor Sp6-like. The transcript has 3 exons. Gene Ontology annotation, biological process: regulation of transcription by RNA polymerase II. Bases 289 to 888 code for a protein of 199 amino acids. The record is from RefSeq and is a predicted model, not a curated record. Lineage: Eukaryota; Metazoa; Chordata; Actinopteri; Gobiiformes; Gobiidae. Gene Ontology annotation, molecular function: DNA-binding transcription factor activity, RNA polymerase II-specific; RNA polymerase II cis-regulatory region sequence-specific DNA binding.
CACCUGAGCUCCAAAUCCGCACGUUACAACUGCGCGUCUGGAGCGAGUGAAGGAUGGAGCAGAACUGAAUACGAUGAGGAUAUUAUUUAUUUACUGCUCGACUUUCUUCACAAACAGAAACAGCAGACUCCAAAGGCUUUUCUGAAGGGAGAGAGGGUUCUGUGGAGUGGUGCGGCUGACUAGCAGGUUUCAUUGAAGCAUCACCAACACCAUGUGGUAAAGUGCACAGGACUCAGAGCACCGACUGAACUACAAAGUUGCAAAGACUUGACUACACCAGCUGUCCUCAUGGCUCACCCUUAUGAGCCCUGGUUACGGACAGCGCCCUCCAGUGGCAGCUCAGAGGACAUGAACAUGGCCCCCUGGUGGGACCUGCACCGGGACCCUGCGGGGAGCUGGUUGGACCUGCAGCCAGGACAGGGGCUGCCUUCGGUCAGUCCAGGAGGGUCCAUGGGGCUACAGUCAGGGCUGCAGUCCUCUUUAGGGCCAUACGGCUCUGACCCUCAGCUGUGCAGCCCGCAUGCUACUCAGCACGUACCCCCCUCUCAUACGUCUCACCUUUUUCCUGACUUCAAAAUGGAGCCCAUUGCCCCUGAAAUGCUCCCACAGGAGCCUUACCCACUGGAGGAGCCACAGGAAAGGGCCGUUUCAGUGCGUCCCAAACCUAAUAGGCGCCCCUCAUCACGGGGUGGGGGGCAGGCCGCAUGCCGCUGUCCUAACUGUGUGCAUGCAGAGCAGUUGGGGCAGAGUGCAGACGACCGCAGGAAGCACAUGCACAACUGUCACAUCCCAGGCUGUGGGAAGGCCUACGCCAAGACCUCCCACCUCAAGGCUCACCUGAGGCUGACCUUACAGCAGUUUAAGCUUGGAUUAAGGCAGGGCUGUUGA